Messenger RNA from Amyelois transitella, 2127 nucleotides. Its product is annotated as kynurenine formamidase. The record is from RefSeq and is a predicted model, not a curated record. Gene Ontology annotation, molecular function: hydrolase activity. The coding region runs from base 245 to 1138 and encodes 297 amino acids. The transcript is spliced from 5 exons. NCBI's taxonomy places the organism in Eukaryota, Metazoa, Arthropoda, Insecta, Lepidoptera, Pyralidae.
AAUUAGACCGGUGCACCCAGCGAAACAGAGGGCCAGUGCGCAGAUAGUACGCAGGCGUGGCGUCGACACAACGCUCAUUCCAUAUUCGAAUUCUAUCGACCGUGCGUGUGCGCGUGGCAUUAUUGUUUAUAAACAAAAACAAUCCUUUAACAAACUCGGAUCAAGAAGGUUGGUGAUAUUUUUUACUGGCUAGUAGUAAUUCGGUUUUAAAGAGUGUUAUCAACCAGAAUCAAAGCUUUGCAAAAUGUCUAACAUUCUUGACUCUCUGGAUUUGGAAAGGGAGUACUCUCCAAGCAGGUGGUCAGAACGCUUUCCAUCGGCUCAGGACGUAUUACACCAUCAUGUCAAAAUAGUCACAGAAGCCAGCGAUGACGCGACCAAUAACAUACCACAUAAACUGGAAAUUGAAUAUGGUUCCACGCCUGGGCAAAAAUUGGACAUACUUGGCACGGAUUUACCAGAUGACUCUCCGAUCCUCGUGUACGUUCAUGGCGGAUAUUGGCAGGAGUUAUCUCGAGAAAUAUCCAGGUACCCAGCUUUGCCGCUCUACCGGUCCAGGGUGAAGACCAUAGUCGUUGGUUACGACCUCUGCCCUGUGGCGACCCUGCCAGAAAUCGUCAACCAGAUACAAAACGCCGCGAGAUUCGUUUUUGAAUAUGCUGAGAAGAUGGGCAGUAGAGGGGUGUACUUCGCUGGUCACUCGGCUGGUGCUCAUUUAGUGGCCAAACUACUAGCUAGCGCGGACUUUCUCGACAGCGCCUUAGGUUCUUCGAGACUUCAGGGCGCUUUCCUUAUCUCCGGAAUUUACGAUCUUCGAGAGGUCAUUCACACAUCUGUCAACAACGCCGUCCAGCUACCAACUGAGUGGGCAAGACCGCUUUCACCCCAGUUUGACUGUUUCAAGCAUCUGCAAGGAAGGAGAAUACGGUUAUACAUCUUAGCAGCACAAAAUGACAGUCCCGCAUUCAAAAAACAAUCUAGAGAGUUCUUUGAAUUGCUGCAGAAUACGUGUUUGAUCCAGCAUAUGUACUUGGAGAUAAAGGAUGAUAUGGAUCAUUUUGACAUAGUAGAGUGUUUCGCGAACCAAGACAACUUCCUCAAGAACUUAUUGGUUCAUGAUGUUCGAAAGCAUUUGUAGAUUCAACUUGUUUGGUAUAUAUUUAAAAGUCAAGAGUUUAAUGAAUAUUUUAUGGACGAAAGUAAUAAGUUAAUAAGUAGGUACAAUAUAAUUAGAUGCGCUAGAUAAUAAAGAAAAUAAAAUAGCUGUCGUAGAAAAUGUAAGCCAUAUUUUUCUAUUAUAUAUUUCUGUUAAGACUUCUAUCGUAAAAUUUUUAAUAAUGAUCACCAGUUUCGUUAAAAUACAAGAAAGUCAUCAUAUACUGGUCAGUCAAUUUUACGAAACUCACUGGAAGGAUCUAACUAAAUUUGACACACUUUCAGCAUCAAUAAAGCAACUUCCAAUAAAUACAACUUUCUCCCACGGGUGUUGAACCAUUUCAUUCGUAUGGUAGGUAGAUAAGCAAAGCGUUUUUGUUUUUUAUGUUUCAUAUUUUCACAUCUCAUUGUAUCUGUAAACUAAAAUGAAAUUAUAUUAGUUGCUUUAUUCAUAGUAGAUACAAUUAGAUUUAAGUGAUGUGACGUCAAUAAGUGAUACCUUGUAUCCAAUUUUGAGGAUAAAUUUAUUCUAUUCUUCUCUGGGCAGGAGCCCGGGGAGCGCCUUUGAACUCUGAUCCUAGAUUGAGAAAGUCAAGUUUUCAUCCGAUCUAAGUUAAAGAUUUAAUCUCGUAAAAACUAUGUUAAAUAGUAAGUACUUAUAAUGAUGUAUAUAUGUAUACAGGUGUAAUAUUUAAUAUUGAAAGUACGUAAUUUGGUUAUUAUUAAGAUUCUGCUUUUUAUUUUAUAACUUUAUGAAUUUUCAAUUUAUUUUGUCAAAUUCUCAUUUAUUAUGAAUUAGGUUAUCUAAUAAGUAUGGUAAUAAUAAUGAUGUUAUUUUCUGAUGUGAUAUAAUGUUAUGAUUAACCUAAAUAAGACUUAUGAUGCUGAACUAGUUUAAUAUAAUUUAAGUUAUAAAUGUUACGAAACCGUCCAGUUGUUGAUUUUAAAAUCUAUACUUCCUUUUUUAGUUUA